Molecule: messenger RNA, 1891 nt
Organism: Caenorhabditis sp. 36 PRJEB53466
Lineage: Eukaryota; Metazoa; Nematoda; Chromadorea; Rhabditida; Rhabditidae
Source: the annotation of a GenBank genome assembly
AUGGAGCCCGAUUUGGAGCAAUUUUACUAUGAAAGCGCACAACUUGAACACCACGAAAAUUUGCGAGGGAGCCACACAUUUUUGAGGGAAUUUUGUGAGUUUCACCCCUUUUUUUGUCGAUAUUGUAGAAUUUUUCAGUCAUCCACCCGCGAAUUGACGUCGCCGCCCGUCUUAUCGGGAUCGUCCUUCUUUUUGCGUAUUCGAUAAUCUUGAUGACCACCUUGGUAGGCAUACAAUACUUUAAAUUAAUAUUGUCGAUCCCAAUGACUGUUUUGCGUUCUGGAAAUUGUUUUAUGAAAUGUUGACGUAAAGAGGAACCUUUUUCUAGUUGACAACUUUUUUGUACGACCACUGCCUGGAGUACUGUAGCUCGGGGAAGUUGGCACUCAAAUUCGUGUGCUUUCAACUAGUCCCAACUUCAAAGAGCUACAGUACCCCAGAGAGUAGUUUUACAAAAAAGUUGUCAACUACAAAAAUAUAGUACUAAUUCUCAGCAAUAUUUUUGUAGUUGAUCACUUUGCGGUAAAACCAUUCCCUGGAGUAGUGUGGCGCUUGGAAGUGGACAAGUUUACAGAGGAAAAACCGAUAUUGUCCAUUACCAAAAGUGGUCGUAUUUCAGCUCGGCGAACUCUACGAAUUCGACUACUGGGGUGAUAUGUUCUAUGAAAAGGGAAAAAUGGGUUCGUCCGGAAUGGAUGACACGGAAACGGCGAUUGAAAUGGAUGAUGACGAUGAGAACGAGGAGGAGAUGAAUCAGAAUGGACAGGUUGGAAAUUCGGCCACCGAUUCCGACAAUAUUGGGUUUCUAGGCCACUAAGUGAAAAACUAGUCCCCAGUGGUUUUUUAGAAGAUUUUAGUGUUCCUAGGCCCAUCAAAACGUCAUACUUCAACAGAAAACAUGCCUCUUGAAGUCAUUCCAACGAAAUUUGGGUUCUUAGGCCACCAAGUUGAAAACUAGUCCAUGCAACGUUUCAGUUCGAAUGUGACACAAUCUACAUACAAUCGGAAAUGGGCGAAAUUGUAAUGAGAAAUCUGAAAAAGUGGCAAAUGGAACAGUUGGAGAAAAACGGACUGGAGGAGGAGAAAAACAAGCGGAAAAUGUUGGCGAGGAGGAAAAAGGAGAAGAGAGAGGAGGAGGAGCGAAGAAGGAAGUUGAAGACGGAAGAAGAAGCGAGAAAGAAGAAGAUGAAGAAGAAGAUGAAGAAGACGAGGAUGAUGAAGACGGACGAGGAACAAGAAGAGGAAACGCCGAAACAGAAGACGGAGGAAGAGGAGAAGAAGACGGAGAAGAAGGCGGAGAAGAAGACGGAGAAGAAGGUGACGUUCCUGCCGGUGGAGCCCACCCAAGAGGAUCCUCCAGACGACCGUGUCGAAGAGCCCGACGAGCCGAGAGAGCAGCCGACGCAGAAGCCGCAGUCAAAGUCCCGAAAAGAAGUGCCGACGCGCAAAAAGUCGGAUCGCAAUGAGAAUCCGAUGAUGACGGAGCAGCCGACGAUGGCGAUGGAGCCGGCGGCGACUGCGACGAAGAAAAUAAUGAAGGAAUGCGCCGAGGCGGCCAAGAAGGAGAGGGAGAAUGUGAGUCAAAGUAGCAUCUUGUGGUCCUAGCUUUUCUAAACAGACAGUAUUUGCUGGUUUUUGUGAGACACAUGCUUGGCCUUGCACUUACUUUUCCCUGAGAAUACUAGGCCACAAUAACGCGAACUUCCAGGCACCGGACCCGAAUAAGACGUUCCGUCAGCCGGAUAAAGACUUCCAUGACAAGGCGCUCGCCGAAUUGGAGCGGGAACUCGCAGAGUCGGUGGAAAACGAGGCGACGACGAUGAGCAGGAAGAAGAAGAGAAAGAAGAGCGAGCGGCAGACGAAGGAGAAGCGGGAGAAGGACAGUCUUUGA